CCAAGGUUUGAUAGGAUGUGGCCCUUCUUUCAACUGACUGAUCCCACUCCACGCACCAUGAGGUGGUCCCACCUGCUCCUCGGCCUCCUCUUGGCCUUCUACGUGAAAGCCGAGGCCUCCACCGAUGAGAGUCCUGCGGAAUCAUCUUCCUCCAGCGAGGAGAAGACAGGGGACAUCCUGGAAGAGGAGAACGUGCUGGUCCUCAACACCAAGAACUUCGAUGAGGCCCUCAAAACCUAUAAGUACCUGCUGGUGGAAUUCUAUGCCCCGUGGUGCGGCCAUUGCCAGGAACUUGCCCCAAAAUACAGUAAAGCGGCAGAAGAACUGAAGGAAAAGACGUCGGAGGCUCGACUGGCCAAGGUGGAUGCCACCGAGGAAAAAGAUCUCGCCGAUGAGUUCGGUGUCAGUGGAUAUCCCAGCAUAAAGUUCUUCCUAAAUGGAAACAGAACUGGACACAUUGAUUAUGGAGGCAGGAGAGACACGGAGGGCAUCGUCCGGUGGAUGCUGAGGAGGGGGGAGCCCGCCGCCCUGGUGGUGGAGACUGUAUCAGCCGCUGAGGAGUUUAUCAAAUCUCAUGAAACUCCAGUGAUUGGUUUCUUCAAGGAUCCUGAAGAUGCCGACCUAAACCUAUUCAACGAGGCUGCAUCACUCACUGAAGACUUCAACUUUGCCAUUGCUCAUAAAGAAGCCAUAUUUGAAAAAUUCGGAGUCACCACAGACAGAGUCAUCUUUUUCAAGAGUUCUGAAGAAAAAUACGAAUACACAGGGGAUGAGGAGCUGGGCUUUGACAAAGAUGAUCUAGUUAAGUUCCUUAUGACCAACAGUAUGGAUCUAGUCACUGAAUACAACGAACAGACAUCAGAAAAGAUCUUUGCAGCCAAGAUCCCCAACCACUUACUGCUGUUUAUUAACAAGACCGUGGAAGACCAACUUCAACUUCUGGAGAAUUUCCGUCAGGCAGCACCUGAUUUUAAAGGAAAGAUCUUAUUUGUGGUGAUUAAUUCUGACGGGCCUCACGCUGGGGUCCUGGAGUACUUUGGACUCACUAACGCAGAUAUUCCCGCCAUCCGAUUUAUCAACAUAGACCAAGUGAAGAAGUAUUCCUUCAACGCAGACAAAAUCACGGCAGAGACCGUCAAAGAAUUUUGCCAGGGGGUUCUUGACGGUAAAAUAAAGCAAAAUCUUAAAAGCGAAGAAAUUCCCGAGGACUGGGAUAAGAAGCCUGUUAAAGUGCUCGUGGGCAAGAAUUUCGAGGAAGUUGCGUACGAUGAGACCAAGAAUGUAUUUGUGGAAUUCUACGCUCCAUGGUGUACUCACUGUAAGGAGCUGGAACCCAUCUGGGAGGAGCUUGGAGAAAAAUACAAGGACCAUGAAAAUGUUAUAAUCGCUAAAAUGGACGCCACCGCAAAUGAAAUAGAUGGGAUGAGAGUCAGAGGUUUCCCGAACCUGAGGUUCUUCCCUGCAGGACCAGACAGAAAGAUGAUCGAGUACACCAAGAAUAGGACGGUGAAGCUUUUUUCUGAAUUUAUUGAUAGCGGCGGAGUGCUGCCUCAGGAUGAGGAGGAAACGAUAAUAGAAGAUUUAAAAACAGCACAAGAAAAAGAUAUUAAAGUGGAAGAUGACACUCCCGAGAAGUCGAAGGAUGAAUUGUAGUCGCGUGAUCAAGUAACUUAGGCGAUAUUAAUGGACAUUAUGCUGAAAUGUUUACCAAUUUCUACAAGUCUGAAACAAUAAAGAGUUUUUACAGUAA
Molecule: messenger RNA, 1750 nt
Organism: Bufo gargarizans (Asiatic toad)
Lineage: Eukaryota; Metazoa; Chordata; Amphibia; Anura; Bufonidae
Product: protein disulfide-isomerase-like
Exons: 12
Coding region: 16-1653 (545 amino acids)
Biological process (GO): protein folding; response to endoplasmic reticulum stress
Cellular component (GO): endoplasmic reticulum
Molecular function (GO): protein disulfide isomerase activity
Source: RefSeq, a predicted model, not a curated record